AACAAAAAAAAAAAGAAGAAAGAACCAAAUCAUUUUCGUUUGCCGGUUGAGUCGAAUCAAACGAAAAUCUUUCCAACUUUUAUUUCACAUUCCUUUAAUAAAUUUAUAACUGGUAUUAAACAUUACAAAAGAACAAAAUAAAAUAAAAAUGUCUUCCUCAAUUGUAAUACCAACAACAUCAGACUUUGUAAAAGUUAACGUUUCCAAUUCCAAAAACGAUGGCGUUGCUUUCGAAAAGAAAUUCCCAAAAAGUUUAACUAUAGCUGAGCUUAAGGAAAAACUAGAAAUCGUUACUGGAGGCAGUGCCUCAACCAUGCAAAUUGAACUCUACAAUGGAGAUCGGUUAGUUUGUAAAAUCGAAAAUAAUGAUUCUCUGCUUGGUUCGUUUCCAAUUGAAGAGGGAAUGCGAAUGCAUGUUAUAGAUAGUUUCCUCAUUCUUGCCGAUGAAGUUGAAAAGUUCGAAUUAACCGACACACAAUACGAACAGAAGCAAGAUUCUGUGAGGAGUUUCUUGAAAAAGAACCGCCUCGGCAAGUACAAUGAGGAAGAGAUGAAACAAAUUGAAGAAAAACGCAAGCAAGCUGCUGAAGAGGAACAACGUAAAGCUGAUCUUAUCACAGUUGGUUCCAGGUGCAAAGUACAAGUAAAAGGAAACCCAACUCGUCUUGGAACAGUAAUGUACAAAGGUGAGAUUGAUGGUAAAAAAGGAAUUUUCAUUGGAGUGAAAUAUGAUGAACCAUUGGGUAAAAAUGAUGGAUCAGUUGAUGGCAAACGCUAUUUCGAAUGCGAGAAAAAUUAUGGAGGAUUUGUUGUUCCUUCAGGAGUUGAGAUUGGAGAUUUUCCACCUGAAGACACUGAAUUGGAUGAAAUCUAAAUGCAUUCACGCUCACAUAUCCAUUUGUGGAAAUAAUAUAUAUUUUUUUGUAAUUCUUUCCUCCUCGAAUAACAAGAUGCUGGAUCGUUUUAUUUCACG
Episyrphus balteatus (marmalade hoverfly) is the source of this 973-nucleotide messenger RNA. It is a transcript of the gene TBCB, whose product is annotated as tubulin-folding cofactor B. Gene Ontology annotation, cellular component: cytoplasm; microtubule plus-end; nucleus. Gene Ontology annotation, biological process: post-chaperonin tubulin folding pathway; tubulin complex assembly; cytoplasmic microtubule organization. Bases 149 to 874 code for a protein of 241 amino acids. NCBI's taxonomy places the organism in Eukaryota, Metazoa, Arthropoda, Insecta, Diptera, Syrphidae. The record is from RefSeq and is a predicted model, not a curated record. The transcript has 4 exons. Gene Ontology annotation, molecular function: alpha-tubulin binding; microtubule plus-end binding.